Molecule: messenger RNA, 4345 nt
Organism: Pectinophora gossypiella (pink bollworm)
Lineage: Eukaryota; Metazoa; Arthropoda; Insecta; Lepidoptera; Gelechiidae
Product: transient receptor potential channel pyrexia-like
Exons: 11
Coding region: 589-4221 (1210 amino acids)
Biological process (GO): transmembrane transport; monoatomic ion transport
Cellular component (GO): membrane
Molecular function (GO): monoatomic ion channel activity; protein binding
Source: RefSeq, a predicted model, not a curated record
AUUACAUCUUGGCCUUGAAGGCGCCUCGGAAUCGUACACCACAGUUUACUAUGCCAGUUAGAACAACUAUGACAAAUCUGUUUACCUCCCGUCAAAACACAUGAGAAAAUGAAGAUGUAACGCUUUAUUUUAUUAUAAAAAAAAAUGUUAGAGCAAAAUGGCGCGGAAACAUGUAGAGCGAGUGAAAAUUUGUGUUUUGCCGCGUAUUUGUGCUGUGCUCGUUAAAUUAAAAAUGUAGAAUCAAAAGUGUUGUGUGCGUAUUAUUUAGCGACUGUUUUUUUUAAAUAAAAUUCUGUAUAUUUAUCAAAUAAUUUAAACAUUAUUUUAUUAUAGAAGAGGCUAUCGGUCAGUGAUAAAAACUCAUAAAUGUAAUUUAUUUUUUCAAUAGUUUUUGAAUGAAUGCGGCAAAUAUAAUAAAUUUAUUAACAUUUAAAAAGCGUUUCUAAAGUAGGUAUUUAGUAAAAAGUGUUUGUUGUAAGCUCAAGUGUUAUUUUAAAUAUUUGUGUGGAAACAUAGUUUUUACCAAGGUUAUCCUCGUAAUAUAAACUUUAUCUUGUGUUUACUCAAGUGUAAAAUUAGGUUAUUAGAAUGUGUAGUAGAAGUUUCAUAGCAGCAUUGAUUUCUCAAGACGUGGAGGCGGGUAUCCCAGAGGGUUGCACAGAAGAGCGCGACACAUUGCAGCCACUUUUGGACGAUAGAGUGUCUCCUCUGCCCGCCCGGCUGCGACCCCCGCGCCCUGUCAACUUGGGGCCUCUUGAUGUCUCACAAAACCUAGAAUGGCGCCAAUAUCCAUCAAACAGUAGCAUCCCUGAUGAGACCCCGUCGAUCGCCUCUACAGCUAACAACACUCCUCUGGGUGACGUUCCAGAGACUUGGCCCAAGAAAUGGCGCCGCAGCGACCGACGCCUGAGGAGGCUCAACACUGAGCUGUUGGAAGCCAUCGAGGGGCAUAAUGUCGAGGAGGUGGAAAGGCUGCUCAAUGCAGGUGCGAACCCAAACGCGACUUGCCGUCUGGGGCUCAUCUCGUCAUGCCAUUUCGCCGCCCUGGCCGGUGGCGAAGCCCUGGCGCUCCUCCUCAAGUUUGGAGCAGAAAAACACCGGCUGGACAAGCUAGGGAGGACGCCCCUACACCUUGCGGCCUGGGCAGGGAAUGCCAGACAGAUGGCUAUUUUGCUGGAUUUUCCUGAAGAUAUGCAAAACCGAGUGGACUCAGACAGCAUGUCGUCAGAAGCGGAGGAGGACGUCAAGAAACUGUGCCCGAAGACCAGGGACCUGGCUAACCUGCGCUGUGACCUUGGAGAGGUCAAGAUGCUGCUUCCAAAGAACUGGCGCGACAACAUUGACCACAACUGCAGGGAUAUCACUGGCACUAUCCCCCUCAUCCAACCGGGAUGGACGCCGCUCCACGUGGCGAGUGCGUGCGCUCGGCGGCACUGCACCAGGCUCCUCCUGGCUGCCGGAGCUGACCCUAACAUCAGCGACGUGGCUGGGAGAACUCCCCUAGAUGUAGCUGGCUUCGCUUUCUACUAUGAUGAGGCUAUCAACUCUGAUAAUUUCACAGAAGUAAUCAAAAUGCUGAUCAAAGCUGGUGGCACGCACAACACCAUGAAAGCCCGAGGUCUGAACGACCUGGACACUCCAAUACACACUGCUGUCGAGCUGGAGAACAAGGAUGCUAUGAACGAACUCCUCAACAUUGGUGCUUCCAUCGCCUGUCUGAAUACUGCUGGCUUGACCCCUCUGCAUGUCUGCGUGCGGAGAGAGCUCGAGUUACCUCUGCAGGUGCUAGCUAACUACGGGAACAACGACGCAGAUCCCCUAGCAGCGAUGGUAGAUGUCAAGGACCGGGAAGGUCACACAGUGUUGCAGGCUGCUGUUGAGGCCUCCUGGGUGCCAGGAGUGUGCAUCGCUUUGGAGGCCGGUGCUGACGUCACAUUGAAGGCAAAUGAUGGCGAAACUCCAAUCCACUCAGCAGCAGCACUUGGUAACAUUGACGUACUUAACGAAAUCCUCAGCGUAGCAAAGCAAAGAGACUUCAUUGACUGUCAGAAUGAUGAAGGAGAGACCCCUCUCUUCAAAGCAAUCGUUCAUGGACAUAAAGAAUGUCUCAGAGCUCUAUUAAAUGAAGGAGCUUCGUUGAAAAUAACUCUCCCGGGAGAUGUCAAUGUUUUACACGCAGCAGCUGAAUGUGGUCAGUUAGAAAUUCUAAAAGAAUUGCUAAUAUAUGAUGAAGAUGUUAGCAAAGCAAUGAUUAAUACUUUGACAGCUGGAGACAGGCGGGGCUUUGGUCCUAUACAUUUCGCAGUAUCAAAUAAUCACACAGACUGCGUAGAUCUUCUUUUAUCUAGAGGCGCAGAUAUACGGCUCAGAACAACUUGUAGUCCACAUAAAGAGUCGACUCCAUUACAUAUUGCUGCGGUUAAAAAUUACUUGGAAAUAGCAAAGAUUAUUCUGGAUUUUGACAAAACGACAAUACACGAAGUUAAUAGUAUGGGCUGGUUCCCUUUGCACACAGCAGCCCAUCAUGGAAGCAGAGAUGUUAUAGCACUAUUACUGAGAGAAGGAGCUGAUCUUUCAGUUUACACUGAUGGACCAAAAAAGUACAGAAGAACAGCUAUAGACAUGAUUAUAAACAAUUUAUCAAAACCAACAGAUUUUAUGGAAGAAAUCUUUGAUUCUUAUAUUCAGAGUAAUUCGCAGAAUCUACAAGACCCGAACUGUGAGAUCACAGUUGACUAUAGCGUGCUAAUGCCUACAAUAUGUGAGAUGGAGCAGAUGAAAGUGAUUCAAGCUUUGAUGAAGACGGGAAAUCGGUAUGGGCAGAAGAGACUCUUAGUGCAUCCUUUGGUAGAAAGUUUCUUAUACUUGAAAUGGAAGGCCUUAUUGCCUUUUUUCUAUACGAUUAUUGUAAUGUACGCCUUAUUUGUUGGAUCAUUGACUACAUUCACUGUGUCUGUAUUCUUCUACAAGGACACACAUGAUGAGAAUGAUAGACCGAUGUGGCUGAACGCUCAUUUUUGGGGCUACGCUGUGUAUACCACUAUAUUUUUGUUACUAAUACAGGAGCUUCUAUAUAUGAACAUCAAAAGCAGCAGAUAUUUCGUCCAGUUGGAAACUUGGGUCAAGUUUAGCUCCAUUGGUUUAGCAACGAUCUUACCACCAGCAGUCUUAGUCACGGCGUGGUCGGAUGCCGAGUGGCCAAGGCAUGUGGCCACGGUAGCCUUACUCCUGUCUUGGGUUGAACUGAUGUUCUUACUAUCCAGAUUCCCAAAUUGGGGUUACUAUGUCCUCAUGUUUGGGAAGGUUGCCUCUAAUGUUAUUAAGAUCCUUGCAACAUUCUUAUUCCUGGUCAUCGGUUUCUCACUAAGUUUCAUGAUCCAGUUCAAAUCAAUAUCACCGUUCGAAGGUCCAUGGGCUUCGCUUGUCAAAACUAUCGUCAUGAUGACGUCAGAGUUCGACUAUGAAGCAUUGUUCGACGAGGACCAUAGUAAAGAACUCGCAAAUUCGCUCGUCAUCAUCAGACUAAUAUUCCUUGUGUUUUUAAUAUUAGCUGCCAUUGUACUUAUGAACUUGAUGGUCGGUGUUGCUGUAAACGAUAUCAAUGAUUUAGAAAUCCUUGGAAAUAUCAGAAGAUUAGCCAAACAGGUUGAGUUUUUGGGGACUUUGGAUACCUUAGUCUAUAACAGGGUUUUCAGCACUAUCUUGCCAAAGAGAGUAAACAACAGUAUUAAAAAGAAACGUAAAGUGAUAUGCGUCUUGACUUUGAGUCCCGGGAAACCAAGAUGGAGGCAUUACAAGAUUCUCUCAUCGAGAUUGAGGGACGCGAUUUUCGACAAAGCCGUCUGUCAGAAGAAGCAAACGGAUGAUGAAAUGGGCCUGCAAAGGUUCAAGUCUCAAAUGGAAGAAAUGUACGAAGCGAUUGUCAAACAGAAAGAGAGAAAAGAUCAAAAGAAAGACAAACCUCGAGAAUUACUCGACGUAGAUAGACCGGCAAGGAACAAAAUGAGACAUGACGAAAUUAUAAAGCAUCUGAAUGAGAUAGACGAUGGUAUGAGUGCGAUGAAAGAGCAGAUGACGUCAUACGCGCAAGAAUCGAAGUCUCCUGUGGAAGAGUUGAAUGUGAAAAUGGACCAAAUGUCUAUAGAAAUAGAAGUUAUUAAACAGUUUUUAAGUAGAUUGGAAAGUAAAUUAGGUGCUGUGGGAGAUACGAGUAAGGAAUAAGUAGAAUGCCAAAGUAGUAUUAAGAUUUAUAGAAAUAAUGUUUUGGAAUGUUUUUGAAGAAUCUAGAAUAAGUCCAUAAUUUGAUAGAGGUGCUUUCAAAUAUAGACUGAUUUUACCCUAUAAA